UACAGGUGUCCUAGUUGCUGUCAUCUUCAAGAUGAGCUCUCUCAGCGCUGCCAACACUGAAUUUUGCUUGGAUCUUUUCAAGGAACUUAGCAAGCAAAAUGCUGGUAGAAAUGUUUUCUUCGCCCCUGUGGGUCUCUCAGCAGCUCUGGCCAUGGUCAUGCUUGGUGCGAGAGGGGACACUGCAGCUCAGAUGGAAAAGGUACUUCACUUCAACGAGAUCAGAACAUCAGGAUCUGGAGACUCCUAUGAAACUGGACCUCUUGCAGACCAGAAAAUGAAACCGCUGACGGCUACAAAAUUGCAGUGUGAUGAACGUGGAAAUGUUCAUGCCCAGUUCCAAGCCUUAUUAUUACAAAUCAACAAAUGCAGUAAUAACUAUGUAUUAAGCAUUGCCAACCGACUGUAUGGAGCAGUGGGUUUUGAAUUCAUUCAGCAAUACUUAUGCAGCACUAAGCAAUUAUACCAUUCUGAGCUGGAAAGCGUUGACUUUUUGAAUGGAAUUGAAAAAGCCAGAGAAACUAUUAAUUCAUGGGUUGAAAGGCAAACAAAUGGCAAAAUCCAGGACCUUUUCCCCUGUGGUGCUCUUGAUCCAUCAACUGUUUUGGUGUUGGUGAAUGCCAUCUAUUUCAAAGGAAAGUGGUUGUCCAGAUUUAAGAAAGAAUACACCAAAGAAUUGCCUUUUUGGCUGAAUAAGAAAGAGUGCAAAAACGUGCCAAUGAUGUUUCAGAAUGGAAAGUUUAAAUUGGCCAGAAUUCAAGAGCCUCGGCUUCAAGUGCUUGAGCUUCCUUAUGAGGGUGGAGAGCUAAGCAUGAUUAUCAUGCUCCCUGAGGAUCAGGAUGCUUGUCUAGAAGAGCUAGGAAGUUCCCUUACCUAUAAGAAAAUAGAAGAGUGGACCACUUUUUCAAACACGUGCCCAUUGAAAGUGGAUGUGUAUCUACCCAGGUUUAAACUUGAACAAAGAUAUGAACUGAAGACGACUUUGCAGUCCAUGGGGAUGACAGAUACUUUUGCGAGAGGAAAAGCUGAUUUUACAGGGAUCUCCGAGAAGACAGGACUAUUUGUGUCCAAAGUCACUCACAAGGUCUAUGUAGAAGUCAAUGAAGAGGGCACAGAAGCAGCAGGUGCCACCGGGAUAGGAAUUGCUCCAAUGAGUGUACACUUUCCUGUGGUGUUUAAGGCUGAUCGCCCAUUCUUCUUUUUAAUUAGAAACAAUUCAGCAGCAAAUAGCAUUCUCUUCUUUGGUAGAUAUAUAUCACCUUAAGUAACAUGCCAUUUUGGGGGGAAAUCCUUCUAUUUAGUACUUCAGUGCUAAGAGAGACAGAGGGAAAUCUACCAGUUAUGUUGAUUCAUCUUUACUAUGCCUAGUUCUUCCCCCCUAUUUCUUUUUCGUGGAGCAAACACGGCUUUUAGCCCUAUUUUCACUCAGGUGCGCAAACUCCUCUUAACUACAUUCAUCUGGGAGUGAAUCACAUUUGAGAUAAUCCUUGCACUGGUAGUUGCUUGCUGCACAGUUAACAUUAUUGUGGUGGGCAUGAGAGACAUUUGUCUGAAAAUGCAAUAAGCCAAUCCUCUCAGUCUUAAUACCUCGGCUGUAUUGUGGGCAUGAUUAUAACACUGACUUUGUUCAUUGCUCUGAUGGGGGCAUUAAUCUAUCUAGAAGAGCAGUAUAUAAGCAUUGUUGCUGUUGCUGUUAAAACACAUCCUCCUCCUCCUCCUAAUGUACAGACUUUGCCUGAGAGCCAAGCUACAAGUGACACCUGACACAGGUUGGACACUUGUCAGCUUCCCUCAAGUUUUGAAGGGAAAUGUAGGUGUCCUGGUUUUACAGCUUGGCUCUCCAUUACAGCUGCGAGACCAGGAUG
Molecule: messenger RNA, 1862 nt
Organism: Eublepharis macularius
Lineage: Eukaryota; Metazoa; Chordata; Lepidosauria; Squamata; Eublepharidae
Product: leukocyte elastase inhibitor-like
Exons: 7
Coding region: 32-1261 (409 amino acids)
Biological process (GO): negative regulation of endopeptidase activity
Molecular function (GO): serine-type endopeptidase inhibitor activity
Source: RefSeq, a predicted model, not a curated record